This is a messenger RNA of Spodoptera littoralis (African cotton leafworm), 2511 nucleotides long. NCBI's taxonomy places the organism in Eukaryota, Metazoa, Arthropoda, Insecta, Lepidoptera, Noctuidae. The record is from the annotation of a GenBank genome assembly.
AUGUCGAUAGUUUUCCCCGCCAUACGUGUGAAUUGUGAGGAGCCAAGGCGGCGCGGCAGUGGACGCGCGACAGACGCGCGGGCUGCUCUACGCGGCCCCGCUUCGGCCCACACCACACGCCCAGAAACCGUCACCAUGGGCCAAACAGCCGGCGCCGAAUGCACGCCUGAAGACGAAGACUCAGAGCCACGCAUUCGUGUCAAUCCCACGGAAAAAUCACUGACGGAAAGUGAGACGUCAUGCGAAGAAGCAGCAAGACUGACGGCGGAAGGCGCAGCCGCAGACGCCGACGACGAUGAGGCCUACGACUAUGGAGCCCUGCCCCCUCCCCCCGACGGGGGCUACGGCUGGGUCGUGGUCUUCGCAUCCUUCAUGUGUAACAUGAUUGUGGACGGCAUAGCCUACACAUUCGGCAUAUUCCUACCAGAAUUAGUGACGUACUUCGGCGAGGGUAAAGGCACUGUCGCGUGGGUCGGCAGUCUUCUAUCAGGAUUCUAUCUAGCGGCUGGUCCUGUUGUUUCGGCGUUAUGCAACAAGUUCGGGUGCCGAGCAGUGUGCGUGGCUGGGUCGUUUGUAGCAGCUGCUGCUUUCGUCCUAUCCACGUUCAGUAAAAGUGUCACUAUGAUGAUGAUCACUUACGGAUUAAUCGGAGGCCUCGGCUUCGGUAUGAUCUACCUUCCAUCUGUGGUUGCCGUGGGUUACUACUUCGAGUCCCGGCGAUCCCUUGCUACGGGUAUCGCUGUAUGUGGCUCAGGAGUGGGAACCUUCAGUUUUGCGCCCUUAGCCGCGCUACUGCUCAAUGAGUUCGGAUCCUGGCAAAAUGCUAACUUGUUGUUGGCUGGCCUGAUCCUUAACUGUGCUGUUUUCGGUGCCCUAAUGAGACCGUUGGUCUAUCCUAAGACAUCAGGCGAAAAGCCGUUAUUGCAACGUAUGGCUGAAGAAAAAAGGUUGCAAAUGGAACGAGGGUCUAUAGGAGGUUCAUACUUCGUGGUCCAGCUCCCAGACGGUACUAUGGAGAAGCGGUUGAAGGUGAACGUUGUAGACGAUACUGCGCCGCUAAACAUUGAUCCUGGAGUGCACUCUUCGCUAAACUUGGAAGCGUUGGCGCGAGUACCGACUGUUCCUAAUAUGCCUGGAGUACCGACUGUGCCUACGUUACCCACUAUUACUGAGGCUAAAGUUGCUGAUGACGGUGAGGAGAAAAAGAAGGGCGAAAACGGCAACGUAACAGUGAACCCGCAACAGCAGUUGAUGUCCCGCAACGUGUCCUCGCCUGCGUUUAGUGCGCACGCGCCCGGUCUACCCAAGAACGGCUCCGUACCAUUCUUCGACAGGCAGCGCAAACAGAGCACUGGCGACAGGUCCGGUGAUAGAUUCAAACCGUCCCUGGCUGCUAUCAAAGCUACGUCCAAAACUUCAAUGAACAGUCAAUACAGGAAUGCUGAUGGUGACACCGAAAGCAUGAUGUACAACUCUAAACUCUCGGUAUCUGGUCCUAAGGAGCCUUCUCGAAUGGUUCGCCCAAUGUCUAGGAAAGAUAUCUUCUAUUCAGGAUCUGUGCUCAAUCUACCUCAGUACCAAAGCCAGAAGUCCCUGCAAGGAUAUAGGAACUCUGUAUUAAGUCUGCCGCAGAGUAGGCAAACUGGGGACUUGGAGAGACAAGAACAAUACGAUCUAUGCCCCUGCCUAUCGCUUCCUGACUCUUUCAAAUCGGCUCUAUCAUCAAUGUUGGAUGUCAGCUUACUCCGCGACCCUGCCUUCAUGUUGAUCGGAGUGUCCAAUAUAUUCGGCAUGGCGGGGCUCUACGUACCUUUCGUGUACAUCGUCGAUGCUGCCCGGCUUAGUGGUGUAGAACCGUCUCAGGCGUCGUUCCUGUUGUCAAUCAUCGGUAUAACGAACACGAUCGGUCGUAUCGCGUGUGGCUGGGUGGCCGACUUCCCCUGGAUGGACUCGCUGUUGCUCAAUAAUGUCUGCCUUGUUAUCGCCACGAUAUCAGUUGGACUGACACCUUUCUGCACCACGUACGCCACGUACGUCGCUAUUGCUAUCGCCUUCGGUAUCGCCAUUUCUGGGUACAUCUCCCUGACAUCGAUCAUUCUAGUAGACUUACUGGGUCUGGACAAGUUAACGAAUGCCUUCGGUCUUCUGAUCCUGUUCCGUGGCGCGGCCGCCAUGAUAGGUUCCCCCUUGGCCGGCGCUGUGUACGACGCUACUAAGAAUUAUGAUGCAUCCUUCUACAUGGCUGCCGCAUUCUUUUUAGCUAGUACACUCACAUCUUUCGCUGCGCCUUUGUUCCGCAGAAAACAAGAAGAAGUCCAACAACCCAUGGACGUGUUGACCCCCAUUGACGAGGAUUUGGAAGAAGGUGAGGAGGAGGACGAGGAUGACACUCCCAUCACGAUGGGUGCCGCGCUAGCACAACGUCCCCCCGCCAUAGUCCGCACUGCGGCAUCCCCCUCCGAUCCCCCAUCCCCCGACCAACCAACCCCCCAAAGAGAAAGUGUACUCUAA